This is a messenger RNA of Myzus persicae (green peach aphid), 683 nucleotides long. RefSeq names its product histidine triad nucleotide-binding protein 3-like. The record is from RefSeq and is a predicted model, not a curated record. Gene Ontology annotation, molecular function: catalytic activity. The transcript is spliced from 5 exons. Lineage: Eukaryota; Metazoa; Arthropoda; Insecta; Hemiptera; Aphididae. Bases 98 to 625 code for a protein of 175 amino acids.
CGACUCAAUUACGAAACAAAACAAAACCUUUUAAAAUUGUUUUUCUUCCUUUUUUGACGAUUGUGUAUUUGUGUAGGUAUCUACCUAAUUAUUAAUUAUGACAGAAGACUCGAUUAUUAAGGAACCAAUUAAUAUAAAUAUUGAUGAAACAACCAAGACCCAAGUAAAAAAUUGUAUUUUUUGUGACUUAAUUUCUGCCAAUGAUCCAAAUAUCAUUCUUGAGCCUCGAAGCGAUCAAUUUGUAAUUAUUAAAGAUAUUAAGCCCGUGGCUACGCACCAUUUCUUAGUGUUGUGUCACAAACAUAUAAAAAGUGCCAAAAGUUUACAGCCUAAUGAACAAGAUUGCAAUUUACUCAAGAGCAUGGUUGCAGCUGCAAAACAAAUAUUAUUAAACAAUGGUUGUGAUUUGAAUGACACAAGAAUGGGUUUUCAUUGGCCUCCAUUUUAUUCAAUAGGACAUAUGCAUCUUCACGCCAUCAGUCCUGUUAGUUCAAUGUCUGCAUUCAAUCGUUUUGUUGCAUUCAAUCCAAGUUUCAGUUAUGUUUUUGUCGAUGUAGAUUAUGUGCUAAAACGUAUUGGUUGCAAAGAAAAAAACGAAACAGAAAACUCAUCUCCAGUUGCAUAAAACAAACUGUAAUACAUAUUUUACAUUUUACAAUAUAGGCACUACAUAUUAUUUUUGA